UGUUUGUAACUCUUUAAGAGCAUCCUAAAUGGUUAUGUAUUUAACUGGGAGAGAUUGGCUGGUAUGGACUUGAACGUUUUAUUUUCUAUGCGAGAAAAUGGAACGAUUGUCCAAGUCGAAAAAGAAUGGGCAACAACAGGUACCCAGAUACCAAACACAGAAGAGAAGGAAGAAUCAGAACAAAGGGAAGAGGUUUAAUGGACAGCCAGCAAGGAAAAGGUUUGGGAAUCCCGGAGAAAAACUAGUGAAGAAAAAAUGGAACUUGCAUGAACUGCCUCUGUUUGAGAAGAACUUUUACCAGGAGCACCCUGAUGUAUCUAGGUUGACUGUGCAAGAAGUUGAACAAUAUCGACGAAGCAGGGAAAUCACAUUAAAGGAUUAUAACUGUCCAAAACCAAUUAUACAUUUCCAUGAAGCUAGCUUUCCUUCUUAUGUUAUGAAUGUUCUUGUGAACCAGAACUUCACAGGACCAACCGCUAUUCAAGCGCAAGGAUGGCCUGUUGCUCUUAGUGGAAGAGACCUUGUGGGAGUUGCACAGACCGGAUCUGGCAAGACACUAGCUUACUUACUACCUGCUAUAGUUCACAUAAAUCAUCAGCCUUUCCUUGAACAUGGUGAUGGGCCAAUUGGAGUUGCAGCCAAUGGACGUUCUAGGCAAGCCUACGAUACUGGCACAGCCUAUCCAAAACCACCAUCUUCUCAAUUUAACAAGGAGUCACACCCACAUAUACGUGAGGGAGGUUCUAAUAGAACGGCCCCUACAGUUGAGGAUACUAAUGGCGAUACGGUUACAAACAACCAGAACUCUAGUAACACGAGGAAUAGCCAACAAAGACGUCAUAAUUACAACAGAAACAACUCUGAGAACAACUUUAACUCUAAUACAAAUUCAAAUAUCCAAAUUUUCAUCAGCCGCGAAUUACAACUCGAGGCAGCAACCAACAAGAACUUAUUACAACAGCAGGAACAGAAAGAUGAACUAAACGCACUUUCUGUAAGUAACUUUAAUACUUGUAAAGUGCUAUACAAUGAUGCCAAAGACUUCAGAGUUUAUAACUUUUCUAAUAUAGACAUUGCACCAGCCUCAAUUAAUUUGCUGGCAAAAGGUCCUGCAUUUGUUCCAGCCAUACCUCAAACGACCGGUAUUGAAUGGGUGAAAGAUGUUUUGCGUACUAGAAAAGCACUUGAAUCGGAGAUUUCCUUGAUAGAGGAACUGCUUGAUUUGAUCCUGAGUUUUAAUUUUAUUACAUUCAAUGGUCUUCAAAAGAAAGAAGCUUUGAAGGGUCUUAUGAAUAAUUCUAACAUAGUAAUUGUGGGUGCUGAUAAUGGAGGGGUGGUGGUUAUAUGGGAUAAAGCACAAUAUAUGACAGAAGCAUAUAGACAACUGUCUGAUACACAGUUUUAUUCUGUCCUAAUUAGUGAUCCUACUUUUGAAUAUAAAAACAAGAUUGACAGGCUUGUUCGGUUGAUGGGGGAAAUUAUGAGCGAAAAGGAGAACAAAACGAUUGUCUUUGUGGAAACCAAACGACGGUGUGAUGAUCUAACUAGAAUGAUGAGGAGAGAUGGUUGGCCAGUUAUAGGAAUCCAUGGUGACAAAAGCCAACAAGAACGAGACUGGGUCCUUAAUGAAUUCAAGUAUGGUAAAGCUCCCAUCUUGAUUGCCACUGAUGUUGCAUCCAGAGGCCUAGAUGUGGAAGAUGUGAAAUUUGUCAUAAAUUAUGAUUACCCUAACUCGUCAGAGGACUAUGUCCACCGAAUUGGAAGAACGGCCCGUAGUACCAAAACGGGCACAGCUUAUACCUUCUUCACUCCUGGCAACAUAAGGCAAGCAGAUGACCUAAUCUCCGUGCUUCUUGAAGCUAAUCAAGUGAUCAACCCUAAAUUACUUCAGCUAGUAGAAGGAAGAGGGUCAGCUCGUUUAAAGGGUAGAAGAGGAUUUAAGGAUGACCGCCGAGAUCGAUACCCUGUUGGCAAAAGGGGUGGAUUUCAGGGUGGGCUCAGAGAUGGAGAGAAUUUCAACAGACAAGGAAAGAGAGACUUCAUCUCAAAGACUCAAAAUGGUGAUUAUGGUAUUUCAAACUAUGGUACUAGUACAAACAACUGUGGAUCUGGCUAUGGUGCUAAUGUUGUAGCAGAGUACAAGUCUUGUACACGGAGUGGAUCAUUCCAAAAUGGGCACCAGAACACUCGACUUUUUGGAGGUGGUAGUCAAAACAAUUUCCUUAAUGGUAUGAAUAAGCAGCAGUAUGCUUAUCUUCCACCUCAUAUGGCUGGUUAUCCCUUACAGACCACACACCCAUAGUUAUAGGUUUGUAUUAAAAUUGGCAUCUUAAAAAGACUGUUUUUGUGUGUUCUAUUUUUAAACUGCAUUUUCAGUAACUUAAAGAAUUUAACCAAAAUAACAUAAUGAAACGGCAUAGCACUGUAAUUGCAAGGAUGCACUUUUCUGUUUUGUUUUAUUUAAGUUUAACAUACAUUCCUAAACGUAGAUGUCCUGGCUUUGUACUGGAACCUUACUCAUGUUUUGAUGCAGGUAAAUGAGUUUGAUUAUUCAGUUACAAAUAAUGAGGGCAAUAUGUGGCCUUCAAUAAAAAAAAAUAAAAAAAUGGCAGAGUGAUUUAUUGUCUGCUUUAAUGUA
Molecule: messenger RNA, 2638 nt
Organism: Protopterus annectens (West African lungfish)
Lineage: Eukaryota; Metazoa; Chordata; Ceratodontiformes; Protopteridae
Product: probable ATP-dependent RNA helicase DDX5
Exons: 15
Coding region: 98-2302 (734 amino acids)
Biological process (GO): alternative mRNA splicing, via spliceosome
Cellular component (GO): ribonucleoprotein complex; nucleus; cytoplasm
Molecular function (GO): ATP binding; RNA helicase activity; RNA binding
Source: RefSeq, a predicted model, not a curated record